This is a messenger RNA of Leptomonas pyrrhocoris, 5991 nucleotides long. RefSeq names its product putative Protein kinase. The record is from RefSeq and is a predicted model, not a curated record. The transcript has a single exon. Lineage: Eukaryota; Euglenozoa; Kinetoplastea; Trypanosomatida; Trypanosomatidae. Gene Ontology annotation, molecular function: protein serine/threonine kinase activity; ATP binding. Gene Ontology annotation, biological process: peptidyl-serine phosphorylation; peptidyl-threonine phosphorylation. The coding region runs from base 1 to 5991 and encodes 1996 amino acids.
AUGAUCCGUCAGCCGUCGGCGCCCGCUGCGGUGGUGGCACCUGCUAUGGUGGCCCAAGUGACGCUCUCCGAAGCGCGUCGGCGCACCGCAGAGUCAACAACAGACGCUGCGAUGACCGUCGACGACGGCGCUGCACCAGCACACCCCAUCGAGAAGGAUGAUGGCCACACGGAGAAGCCGCAGCAGCUGCUGCGUCACGGGGGCGUUGGUGCUCCCCAUGGCACGUCCGGUAUCAUGCUACGUAGAAGCGUCGAGGACGCAGCGUCCGCGGAAGGAGAGCGCAGAAGCAAUGAUCGCUACUGCUCCCCGCACACACCGCCCUCGCUGCUCACGACGCCGGAGAGUCUCGUGCCGCCGCUCCCACGGCGUGGCAUCUCCGCCGUUUCCGCUCACGCCUCCGCCACACUGCAGUCACCGACGUUGUUCUCACGUCGAUUGUGGACGCACUUUGUUGAGCGGGAGCUUCACACACCACACAAUCCCUCGCAGCAGCAGCAGCAGCAGUCAACGGAGAAGGCAGACGUCGGCGUGCCUGCCGCACCGGUGACGCGGACACGCAGUGGUGCGAAGAUGCUGCGCAGUACCUCCGUGCCUCUGCCCCCACCGCCGCUCGGCCUCACACCAGCGCCCGCCCGCCCAAACCCGCGCGCUCGCGUCUUAAAUGCGGACGCGACGAAGAGCGACCCGCACCUCGUGAAAGUGGACGGGGAUGGGCCGGCCAGUCCAUCCACCUCGUCUGCGUGCACGCCGGUGGGUGCAACACCGCUGCAAUGCACCGCCGCCACCAAGGCGAUGUCGGUCUCCUCUUCGUCCCCGUCGUUGUUGGUGUCGCCCAUCGACAGGGAGGUCAUGUUUCCUCCGCGGUCACCCGCACGCCACCGACUUGCGCGGCCUAUAGCCUCGAAGGCGGACGCUGCACACGAGCCUCAGCCGCCGUCGGCGAGUCACAGUCCAGCUGCCGUCGUGAGGGACGACGUCGCAGUGGAGGAGGAGGAGGAAGGGAAAGACGAAGAAGAGCACAGUCCGUCUCCGCGCCGCACAUCUUCGCCAUCCCAGCAAGGGGACUCCGUCGCAUCCCUAUUGUCCCAUUACAGCGUCCCAGUAGAGGCGAGGGUGCUAGCGGCUCAGUUGCCGGCACAGAAUGCCUCUUCGACCACCUGGAGCGAGGAGAAGGAGGACUUCAGCAGCAUUCCACCUCCCCCCGCUGCUCGCUCGUGUAAAGGCACGCGACUCAGCCAACAGGUUACGUCGCGGCGCGUCAGUCGCCGGCCCUCGCUGUCGUUUGAGUACGCCGAGGAGGACAAGACGGACGCGUCUCCCACAAACAGCGACUCUUUUGCCUUCCACGGUCUCUCACCCUCCUCUGCGGUGCCCUCGGAGGUGCAGACCUCUGCGCUCCCGGCCGCGCCGCUGAACGCCGACCCGCCGUCGCGCGGGCGGCCGUUGCGGAUGGACCAGCGUGGCGGCCCGAGUCCCACCAGCGCUCCUCCGCGGCAGGAUCUCGAAUCACUGGUGCCUCCCCGCGGAGCUACUGCGACGCUCGUGGACCGCCACGUGUCCUUGACCGGCAACCUGCAACAGCAGCAGACGCUACGGCAAUGGAGAGACGGCAGCAGCGCACGCCGGGUAGACAGCGCCCCCUUCCACACGGCACGUUACUUCCGCAAUCCGCCGCACCGCACCCGCUCCGCGGUGCACUCGUACGCGGGGCGCGGAACCCGCGGUGAUCCCCACCUCCGUGGCUGCUUCGACGAGUCACACGCUCUCCCCCACUGCAACCGCUACCCGCGCAGUUUGAGCUCCCACAGCGCACGCUACAUCAUUCCUGCAGUCGGCGCCAGUGCGCUGACCUCCUCCCCUGGCGAUGUGCCGCUGCAAUCGCGGCUCAAUCCGAUUCCGCGCUCCACCUCGUCCACCCCGUGCCUCACCGGCUCGCAGCUCCCGCUGACGCCGCUCCAAACCCGAACACCGUCCUGCAGAGACGGGAUGGACGGCAAGACGGCGGGCGUGGAGGAGGUGGCGUUGCGCGGGGCACGGUCCUGCAGCAACAGCAUCGGUGGCUUCUCCCCGGUCUCCCACACGGGGACGCCGCUGGCGCUUCCGCAGCCCUACCACACCCAGUCGGCCCUCCCGUCCAUCCACACGACGCCGCUAACCGCGCACCGCAGCGCCACGGAGCACGGAAGUGCCGAGACGGAAGAGACGACCGGUGUGGACGGGCCAGCGCUCGGCGGCAGCAAUGGACCCGGCCCCCGCCGCAGAAGCAGCGGUAGCAGCAGUCACCCACGCAGGACCUCCGUCUCCUUCGCCACCCUCGAUACCCACCCCAUGGAGGAACACGAGGGAGUUGGUGGCACCGCCCAUCCUCACCGCGGCGGCAGCAGCAGGCGCUCGUCGCUGCGAGAGGCCAGCGUGGACGAGACAGAAUUCAGCGUCGCCGGUGUCGCUCCGCCCGGCCAGCCGCCACCGCCACCGUGGACCCCCGCCGAAGCGCUCUACUGGAUGUCCGGCCGUCUUACCCGGCAGGAGGCGCAGGAGAUUCGGACGUACAACCGGGUGUACUACUGUGGGCCCGCCGUGCCGCCGCGGACGGCGUGUGGAGUGACGGAGGUGUCCUCGGCGCCGCCACAGGAGAGAAAGGAAGGAGGCGUCCACGCGGUCCGUGCGUCGCAAGGGGGAGAGUGGGUGCAGGCGUCGGCAUCCAAUGCCUCUGCCCACGCACCAGCGACGGUGGCGGCCGCGGCGACGGAUACGUCCACUUCUCCGGCGUUAUCCUCUCCUUCGUACCUCCCUCUUACGCUCGGCAUGCACAUCGGCUUUCGCUACGAGGUCGCCGAGGUGCUUGGGGUCGGCACCUUCAGCGUCGUCGCACGUGCCAUUGACCACGCGGCCCCGCCACUCAGCCCGGAGCGGCACUGUGCCCUCAAGAUCAUCCGCAAGGAGGACCUCUACCGUCGCGCGGCACAGGAGGAGUGGAACGUGUACGCGCAGGUCGGGGCGUGUUGUGAUGCUGCCGUGGCGGCAGAGGUCGAAGGCAGCGAUACGGAAUCACCGUACCUUCCACAGCAACGCCGAUUUUCUGCCACCUUGUCUCGCUCAUCCUCCUCUACCUGCCGUCUCACGGUGGCAGAUCAGCACUCCCUCCUCGGCGCUGGGAUCCUUACCCCACGCACGCGCUUUGACUUCCGCGGCUACCACGUCCUCGUCUUUCCUCUUCUCGGCUUCAACGUGCGGGAUGUACUGGAGCUGCAACGAGAGUGCGAGGAGGCGGCAGCGGUGGAGGAGGACGGAGAGCAGCGUGGCCAAGUGCCGCAGCAGGAGCACAAGACGUCAUCGUUUGUGUUUCCUCCGCUGGUCACCUCCAGCGUCGUUGCACAGGUGGUGUACGCACUCGCCUUCCUGCACCGCACCGCACAUCUUCUGCAUGGCGAUUUAAAGCCAGAAAACGUCGUCUUUGUCGACCGCGUGCUGCGUCACGGCGUCACAGAAGGCAGUGCGUCACUGCCCUGUAAUCCGGUGCCCCAGCGUCUGUCCCUCCGCGGCGGUCCAGGAGGGGGCGCGGCACCAGCCGCUGAAGUAGCAGCAGCAGCAGCCUCGUGCUCACCUCCCCAGUUGAGUGCAACCGGGGUGUCCUUCUCUCCUUCUUCCGUCCUUCACUCCCGAUCCCCCGUCAGCACCAUCAGCGCCGCGCCGCACCGCGUCCCACGUCCUUUCGAAGCCGGUGUGGACGACGACGACACGUCCGUGCCGCCGCAGGCCGCGGAAGGAGGAGAGGACACCUUCGUCACCAGCGUUCCCUCUACCUCGGCCUGCAGCACCCCCUGCUGGCUGCGCGGUUGCGCCGCGGAGGAGGAAAAGAGCAGAGGAACGACGGCGGGAGAGAAGGGCGAGCACCACAGCGCCGACGAAGCGUUUUGGUGCGCCGGCGGUGAAGAGGAUGGCAGGCUGCCGAACAGCGUCGUCACGACACCGCUGAGCCGCGAGCUACACGGCAGCCUCUCCACCGCCUACGCUCCGCACACACCGUCGCGGCGGACACCCGGUCUGACGGCGAGCCGCACCGGCACCCUCUCCUCCUCUCACCUCACCCGCCAAGCGGAUGUCCUGACGCUGGACGACAGCACGGAUGGUGCCGCCAUGUCCGUCACCGCAACUUCGCAGAUUUCCUUACCGGGCAACUCCCAGCACAGCGAGUCGCACCUGGCCCGACAAAGCCACAGUAAUAGCAAUAGUACUCUCUCCAACGCCAUCCCCCAUGUGAGUCCGCAAAUCAGGAUGCCCUCCUCAUCGUCCGAAUGGCGCAGCGCGUCUGCCGGCGCCUCUGUCUGCAGCACCUCCUCUCGGGUAGCCGUGAUCGAUCUGGGCCAUGCGAAGCCCUUGGCACCCGGUCAGACCGGUGUGACCUUCCCCCUCCAAUCGCCCUCUUACCGCGCCCCGGAGAUGGCGCUGCGCCUGCCCUAUACCACCGCCAUCGACAUGUGGUCCCUCGGCUGCGUGCUUUACGAGCUGCGCACGGGUCGCGUCCUCCUUCCCAACGCGUGCGACGACGCCACGAUGCUCGCCGCGGCGGUUGAAUCGCUUGGGAUGCCCAACACCACCUUUCUCUCUAUGGUAAAGGUGUGCUGGAAGGCGUACAAGCAGCGGGAGACGAGAAACAGUAGUAGUAGUAGUAGCGGUAGCGGUGCUGCGGCCGUUGUGGCUCGCUGCAGCAGCGUUGCCCUGCCCAGCACUUCGUUCAGCGUCGAUCUGACGGAACAGGACCACGAAGGCGGCGCCUCAGCUGUGCUUCAGCCCAGCGCACCUCCUCCUCGGUCGGUCUUUGUGCCGUCCGAGGACGAGGAGGAGGAGGCGGCGGCGGCGGCGGUAGAGCGGGUCUGGCGGGGCUUCAUCCAGGUGUUGAACACCACGGCGGGGCAGCAGCGCGCUCGUGCGGAGCGCCGUCGCCGCCUGAGCAGCCCCACCCACCUCUCCGGCAGCGUGUCCGCCGCGACCAGUCCGUGCGAGACGCACGACGAUGGCGUCAUGGAGGAAAGCGCAGGGGAUGAGGCGGUGCGCAGCACCACGUGGGAGACACCGGCGCAGGGUGCCCUCCUGUCCUCGUUGUUUCCGGAGGGUCAGGCGAAUGUCGACGAGCAGAUCUUUACUUUGAAAGUGGCGGCGGGUUCCCGUCGCCCCGCUGUAUCCGCAGCCCCCUCGUGCAGCAGCACCAGUGCAGCGCCGGAGGAGGAGCAGCCGCACCCCUACGCGUGGGUGGACUUCCUGCUGGGCUGCCUCUAUUGGGACGCCGCGGAGCGACUCAGCCCCGCGGAAGCGCAACUCCACCCCCUCAUCGCCACACACUUCACCCCCGUGGAGGAGGCGGAUGAGGAGCAGAAGGCGUCGACAGCAGAAACAGGUGCGCAGCUUCCACACUGCAGUGGGGUGUACUACCUUCAACAUCAUCCACUGACGGCGCGGCUCUUCGCGGUGUCGAAGCAGCCGCGGCGGCAGAGAAGCGGCAGCGAGGACGUGGACAAGCAAGAAAGCGAUGAAGGCCUCUCUGUCCUGUCACGGCGGCACUCGAGUGUGACCAUCCCCCUCCUGUCCUUAGCUCCUAGCGCCAUCGUUCCUUUCGAGCUCCCUUCGAACAAGCUAGCGGCGCCGUCCGCACGUGUGUGGGAAGAGCGCCAGCAGCAGCAUCAGCAAAUCACUGCAUUGUGCACCACCGCUGACACCAGCGGUCGGGCUACCCCGCGUGAACAGAAGGUCCCGGUGUUUUGCGGACGCUCCCCCUCCGUUGACACAGCCCACGUCUACACGUCUGCGGUGACGACGGCGCCCUUCUGUCUAGAGCGGCGCAGCAACGAUGCGCAGGCGUCGAACGGCGACAUCGAUCUCGUGUCCCCGGACGGAACGGUGGAGGAGGUGGAAAAAGAGAACGAGGUGCCUGGCGAUGGCUCGCCGCAGCUGCCACAGCAGGAAAGUGAGGUAAUGGUGCUCCGUCUCGAUUAA